Messenger RNA from Mercenaria mercenaria, 3159 nucleotides. RefSeq lists its product as uncharacterized. Gene Ontology annotation, biological process: single strand break repair; base-excision repair. The record is from RefSeq and is a predicted model, not a curated record. The transcript is spliced from 12 exons. The coding region runs from base 82 to 3093 and encodes 1003 amino acids. Gene Ontology annotation, cellular component: nucleus. Lineage: Eukaryota; Metazoa; Mollusca; Bivalvia; Venerida; Veneridae. Gene Ontology annotation, molecular function: damaged DNA binding.
UUUGCGUAAUUUUGAAAACCGGAAACGCAUAUUUGCGCAUAAUUGCGCGGGAAAUUUGUGUUUACAAACUUGUGGUAAAUUAUGCCACCGGUUUCUAUAAAAUAUGUCGUGUCAUUUUCCUCCCAGGAUGACAGGCAUCCAGUGUCAAAUUUAAUUAAAGGUGAUGGAUUCAGAAAAUGGUUGAGCCAUCCGCAGGAGAAGACAGGCCAGAUAGAGGCAGUGUUUCAGAUGGAGCAGCCUUGUGUCAUAUCCUACAUUGAUAUAGGUAGCAUCUGGUGUGCCACACUGGAAAUCAAAGUUGGGUGCUCUGACUGGCCAGCGGGUCGCGACUUUGAAACUCUAGCUUACACAGUGAACCUGAUGACCCCAGCAGAUUGCAUAAUAGGCAAGAAUCCAAACAAGACUCAGAUGUUCUCUCCAGAUCUGUUUUGCCCAGACAUUGCCAAAAAGGAAUGGGAUAGGAUAAAAGUUAUCUGUCGCCAGCCUUACAAGAAACUUGUGCAGUUUGGCCUGUCAUUCCUGAGAGUGAAAACAUCAUUGUCGACAAUAGGUUCACCAAAUGUGGAGAAGAAAGAGAACAUUCCUGUGUCUACAACAGUUAAAGAUAUACAGAAACAUUUCCUUGGAAAACUAGAUAAUGGAUUGAACAAAUCGAAUGGUCAGCUGAAAUCAAGGCUGUUGAAGAUAGCUGCAAGCUCUGAGAAUGGAGUGGAACAUGAUGAGUCUUUAUCCCGCACAGCCAAACUGGUACUGGCCGCAUCGGGGAACAAACCCAAGUCCUACACUGCCCAGAGUCCCGUACCAAACUCUGAGAAAUCUGGCAUGUAUUCCAGCAGAGUGGAACAAAUAUAUGGUCCACAGUUUGAGGAAGAAGUGGAUGAUUUCUUAAAACAUUUGGUGAUAGAUCCAAACGAGUUGGACAGUAUAACAAUGGCAGAUGUUAGACAUAGAUUUGAGAGAAAGAAGAGACGUAAACUUACCAAAGAUGAGAAGAAGAUUUUUAUACAGAAGGCAACAAAGUAUUUAACAUCAGCAUUUAAAGAUAAAACAAAUCAGGGUGUUGAGAAAAAGAACAUGAACUCAAACUGCAAGCCCCCGUCUUUACCUAAAACUGAUGUAACCAGCAACAAAAUUGAAAAAGUACCUGUAUCGAAAAAUAAGGAAAAUUGUGUGCAGAAGCCAGUACCAGGAGAUGAUAAAAGAGCUAGUGUUAAACGAAAAUUGGAUGCCGAUACAGCCACCCCACCAAGUAAAAAAGUUGUCAUAGAGAAAAGCAGUCCAGUCACACUUAUGCAGAAAUUAAAAUCUAGUGAGAACCAGUCUGCAGUAGAAAGGAAGGAUCUAAUUGGUCAACUGAAGAAGUCCAAACAAACUGGACCAAUAGCUAACUGUGUUACAUCUCCCAGUACUCCUUUCCACUAUAAAGGUCUUAGAGGCAGAGAAUCUGAUUUGGACUCCCAGUUGCCUGAUCCAGUUUCACCUGUGGCAACAUUCAGUGUAAAUCUAGACAUUACUAGUACAGAGAAGAGUCUCUCAUCUCUAAACCCCAGUAAAUGUUCUAAUUCUCCUUCCGUGGACAAAUCCUCACCUGUAAUGAUUGCAAAUUUUGGAUCAGAAAGUUCAGAUGAUGACAUGCUCUUUACAGAGAUAGAAGUUACAAAGGGACGUAGAGGUCGUGGCCGUGGUAGAGGAGGAAAUAGAGGUCGGGGCAGAGGAAUGGGUCGUGGUAAAGCUAAUCAGUCGAGCACACCAGUCAGUAGCUGUAUCAGUGACCUUGACAUUUCCUCUGAUGUUUGUAGUCCUAAUGCAGGACGUCGAGGUCGAGGGAGAGGGAGAGGUCGUGGAAAGCAGCCAAGUACACCAGUAAGCAGUGACCUUGACCUUAUGUCUGAUGUUUGUAGUCCAAGCACAGGACGGCGAGGAAGAGGGAGAGGUCGUGGGAAAAAGAGGGGGAGAGGAGCAGUGAGCACACCGGUACGACAUGAAGAUGUCAACAUUACUCAUGAGGAGAUGCCAACACCAAGAGGGUUUACCAAAUGUUCUGGAUGUGGAGAUUAUUUUGGAGAUGCAUUAUUAAGUGCUCAUGAACAACGUUGUGCAGCUUUUAAAUCUAAGAUUGGGAGAAGUAGUGGAGCGCCGUCUGUUAGCAGUGGAGAGCUAUCAUCAAUAAACACACCUCCAAUACAGGCAAAGAGCAGGCCAAGCACAGCCAGUCUGGAAAUUCGACCCACCAGUUUUAUCAAGUGUGAUGGUUGUAAUGAUCACUUUGGAGAUACUCUGCUGUCUAUCCAUCAACAAAAAUGUCUUCCAUGGAAGAACCUCCACAAAAAUAACAUGUCGACGAGUUCUUGCAAUUCACCAUGGUUAUCUACUAGAACUUCAAGCAGUUCUACUGGACAGUCAGUCUCAAGUGCAACGAGUCACAAUGCUAGUAGCAAUUCAGGUCAAAGGUCAGGAACCAACACUAGCACUAGUCAUGAAGGUCAGAGGUCAAGUGGUGAGCAGAUGAGAUCUCCCCCUUGGCUUCUGGCAGCAGAAAGACGUCUACAGCAGCAGAGAAAUUCUACAAAUAGCGAACAGUCAUUUUCAAACUCGCUAUCAAAUAGCUGUAAUAGUUCUAUAAAUUCACCAUCGGGUGAACAUAAUUAUUCCCUGAACGGUAGCAGUUCGUCAUCUAGUCUUCCAAGCCCAGUGAUAGAUUCUCAACAAUGGAUGUUAGAGAAGUACGAGAGACAGAUAAACUUUGACGACUCGCAGGGUAGUCAGAGCCAGUCGCUCCUGCAAGAAACUGUUCCGGACCGGAGAAACAUUGGUCGGAAUCUUCCAGUACAUACGUCCUCGGGGACAGCAUCGAGUGUGGCUGUUAGUAAUGGAUUUGUAGGCAUAAGUAGAAGACAGAGUAGUGGUGUAACACAGAGCAGGUUUAGUGCAAUAGAACUCUCAGACGACAGUGAUGAUAGUUACGAUGACAGUGGGAGGGGUAAUGUUCCUUCUCAAAAUACACUAGGAGUUGUACAAGUAGAAUGUCCGUUAUGUGGUGACUAUUAUCCAUCAUACUUAAUAGAAAUGCAUGCAUCAAGUUGUUAUUUGUAACCUAGGAUAUAACAGAAUAUUUUGAAAAUGGUAUUACUAGUGUUUAAUAAUAAGAUUUUAUAACUG